Messenger RNA from Molossus molossus (Pallas's mastiff bat), 669 nucleotides. RefSeq names its product MIA SH3 domain containing (gene MIA). Bases 1 to 471 code for a protein of 156 amino acids. The record is from RefSeq and is a predicted model, not a curated record. The transcript is spliced from 3 exons. Gene Ontology annotation, molecular function: protein binding. Gene Ontology annotation, biological process: extracellular matrix organization. NCBI's taxonomy places the organism in Eukaryota, Metazoa, Chordata, Mammalia, Chiroptera, Molossidae.
AUGACUUGGUCCAGGGUGUUCCUCAGUGUCAUCAUCUUGCUGUAUGCUUUCCCAGGGCCCACUGUUGGGGGUCGCCCCAUGCCCAAGCUGGCUGACCGGAAGCUGUGUGCCGAUGAGGAGUGCAGCCACCCUAUCUCCAUAGCUGUGGCCCUUCAGGACUAUGUAGCUCCCGACUGCCGUUUCCUGACAAUACACAGAGGCCAAGUUGUGUAUGUCUUCUCCAAGCUGAAAGGCCGGGGUCGGCUCUUCUGGGGAGGCAGUGUUCAGGGAGAUUACUAUGGAGACAUGGCCGCUCGCCUGGGUUUUUUCCCCAGUAGCAUUGUACGAGAGGACCAGACCCUGAAACCUGGCAAAAUCGAUGUGAAGACAGAUGUGAGUGUGUUGGGGGCUGGCAGGGAUCUGGAGGGGGAGGACCCUUGGGUUAUGAUAGUGGGUAAAGAGGCUUCUGCCCUUGGCUCCCAGGCAGCCUAGCUGUGUGCAUUGGGACUUCACUGCCUCAAUUUUCACAUCUGCAAGAUGGGGCGUGGUUUCUAAAUCCUAUUGCAGUUGAGAGGUGCUAGAUUAGAGGGCCCUGGGCUAUUUUGCAUUGCACUUGUGUGGCCAAACCUGGCCCCUGCGGCUGUAGCCUUUGCCAAAAUCACUAGAUCCUUUGUGGUGUGACCGCUGGUU